This is a messenger RNA of Gadus macrocephalus (Pacific cod), 3648 nucleotides long. RefSeq lists its product as uncharacterized. Lineage: Eukaryota; Metazoa; Chordata; Actinopteri; Gadiformes; Gadidae. The coding region runs from base 1758 to 2780 and encodes 340 amino acids. Gene Ontology annotation, molecular function: oxidoreductase activity. The transcript is spliced from 5 exons. The record is from RefSeq and is a predicted model, not a curated record.
AUCUGUGCAGCACACAUCUAGGUGGACACGCCCCCUGUGAUGUCAGAAGAAGCAGGUUUUCAAAACGGCUUGUAACGGUUAAUCAUCCUCACAACUGGUUGCAUAAUAUGUCACCUUUAAGCUCGCUGGUUUAAGCUAAACCUGAGUUAAGCGCAAACUUAAACAGAGACCUAAAACCCUAGAUUCAAGACCUCUAGAUUUCGCCAAUAGGUUACGUGUGCAGGACACAGAGGCUAAGUUCAGACUUCAGUCAUGGGUGCAUUCUAUGAUGACAGAGGACUGGGAUUCGACAACAAAGGUGUAACAGUGUCAAUGCUGCAAGCCGUGUGUCUGUCUGUCUGUCUGCUGUCUGUCUGUCUGUGUGUGUGUGUGUGUGUGUGUCUGUCUGUGAGUGUCUGUCUUAGAGUGAGUGUGUGUGUGUGUGUGUGUCUCUUUGACUGAGAGUGUGUGUGUGUGUGUGUCUGUCAGAGUGUGUGAGCUUAUGUAUGCAUGUAUGUAUGUGGUCUGUCUGUUUGACUGAGUGUUUGCAUGCGCGUGUGCGUGACGGCUGCUUCAACCUGUUGCAUACUGAACACCCAACGCCCAACAGGUGUGUAGCCUCACCCCGCCCCCAGAGUCCAGUCAGCCAAUCACAAACGAGUUUUUCACUGGUGCAAGCUUAUGGUGGCCUAGUCUGCCUGAACGGAAGUGGACAGCGUCUAUUGCCUAGCGUUGGAUUUCACCGCUACUCCUCCUCUUCCGGUUGCUCGCAUUUCCCCCCGGCACUAUUUUGCAUGGACACCGCUGCUGCUUCCCGGGCUUAGCCCCGCCCUAGACGAUUGUGAUUGGUUUAAAGAAAUAAAAUCAGGCCCGCCCAGUUUCCCCACGGAUAGACGGCUCGAGGAAGCGUGGUUCCAGACCAUUCUACUUGCUGUAGUUUGGUCUGGCUUUGCGAAACUAAUGGUGGCCUGGUCCUACAACUCUCGUGCUUCAUUUCAUUCGCAGUCUGGACCUACUCAAUUGACAAACGUUAACCUACUUGAAGGCGGGUUUCUGUUGAAGUUUAAAACUAUUUGAUCCCAGUGCCACUCUGGAUCUGCCAUAAUCAAUCGCUAUCGUUUGGCCGGGAAUCACGUGGCGCGCAGGCUGUACACAAACCAAACACCGUGUGUGAAGAUGUCCAUCAGCGAGAGCUGACUUUAACGUCAUUGUUCUCAGGCACUCCCUCUGUUCGAUGAUUGGACGCAAAAAAUGUGGAAGGAGAAAACCCACCAACAUACCGCAGACCCAGAUGUAGUACUGAAGGGAAAUUUAAAUUGAGCGGAAGUGCUUAGCCUGGCAGAGCCAGGCUAAGCACUAAGCUUAUGGCGCGUUCCAUGCAACCCCGUAACCCGUGUUUUCACAACCUUAUACCCGUGAAAGUGCCCGCGAACGGCAGUCAAACCUGCACUUCAUUACUCCUGAACUCGUACCAGAUCAAUUACUUCCACUUCCACCAAAAGUGUCCCUGGAACGCAGCAUUAUUACGUAUUCCUUUGCCUGUGUCUUGCUGCUUGCGGCAAAAAGUCACAUGGCGGACCUUACGGCUGAACACCAAAUCGACCGUAACCGUCGCCUGAAUGGGCUCCUUUGACGGCACUGGGGACCUAUAAAAGCCUGCCUAUCUCUUGGCAACUAGACGCGAGCAUGCUGCAGAGCGGCAGCGGCGACCGAGCGCAGAGGUAAUCAAUCCGUCCAUCACCGUCACCGUCACCAUCAACAUCCACAUCUCCAUCACCAUGGCAACGGACGCGUCAGCCGGGCAGAUCGUCGCCGUGUUUACCGCGUUCGUAUGCGUGGCUCUCCUGCUCCUCGUCGCAAGCCGCCGCCGGAGGCGACCAUCGCGAGAGGAGGAUGAGGAGGAAGGUGCGGGGCGCGGGGUGCUCGUGACCGGGUGUGACAGCGGCUUCGGGCACCACCUCGCGCUGCAGCUGGACGCGCGCGGCUUCGCGGUGUUCGCGGGGUGCCUGUUCCCAGAGGGGCGCGGGGCGCUCACGCUGGCGCAGGAGGGCUCGUGCCGGCUGAGGGUGCUGAAGCUGGACGUCACGAGCGAUAAGGACGUGGAGGAGGCCAAGAGGGUCGUCCAGAUCAACCUCCCCGAGAACGGCCUGUGGGCGGUCGUAAACAACGCCGGGAUCUCAGACUGGGCGGAAACAGAGUGGAGCACCAUCAACCACUACACCAAGAUGGUGGACGUCAACUUGUUCGGAGCCAUCCGGACCACCAUCGCCUUCCUGCCGCUGGUCCGCGCGGCCAAGGGUCGGAUGGUCUUCAUGUCCAGCAUCUUCGCCUUCUUUCACUGCCUGAACAUGGGGGCGUAUAGCGUCUCCAAAAGGGGGCUGGAGGCCUUCGCUGACUGUCUGAGGGUGGAGAUGGCCAGCUUUGGCGUCAAGGUCAGCAUCGUCCAGCCGGGCAACUUCGGCCGUGCGACCAACAUUGUGAAAACCAAGAAGAGCUGGAAUAUCUGGGAGAACCUCACCCCAGAACAGAAGCUUGUCUUCAGCCGCGAGUACAUGGAACUCGCUAAUGCCUACUUCAACACCGUGACGGGGGCAGGGUUUACGGAGGUCAGCAUGGUGGUCGACGCCCUACUGCACGCGGUGUCCUCCCCACGGCCACAGUACCGUUAUCUCCUGGCGUCCCGGCUGGACUCGCUGUUCUUCAGCUGGUAUUCCCUGCUUCCCACCGCCGUGUCGGACGGCAUCUUUGCGUUGAGUCCGAUGUACGCACGCAGGAGGAAGAUGCUGUACUCGAAGCAGUGAGGGUGGAGGGAGAGAGGGAGGGAGAGAGAGAGAGGGGGAGGGGGAGAGGGAGAAUGUAUGGAUGGGCUUUGUUGUCGUUAAUCCGUGUAUGGUUCGUUCUUUCAAUAUUCCGAUUUAAAACAAAAUCAGAAAAACCAAAUAACAGUCGUUCUUUGGUUUUUCUGAUUUGGUUUUGAAACGGAAAAAGGGCAAAAGGAUUAAACAAAUAAACGGCAUUUCAUUUGUGCUUUGUUUGUUGGUUUUUUAAACCCGAAACAGAAAAACAAAAAUAGAUACAUUUGUACACCAGAAGGCAGAACGCAGCGAGCGAAGAAAAAAGAGCCUACCACCUAAACCAGCAAUAGACUGUCCAAUUAUAUUUAGCCUUAGUUAUGGCCGCACUUGAACCAUAUGGGGAUUUUAUUCGUGAACUAUUUGACAAUGGAAAGACACAUGACGAGAUCAGUACCGCUCUAAAGCAAUCUGGUGCACCAAAGUGCUCCGUUAUGACGGUGAGGAGGUUCUGUGUGGAGCAACCUUCGAAGAAGAAAUCUAGUUCCUUUCUUCUUCUAUGUAGCCUAUUGUACAAUAUGUAGGCUACUUGUCAUUUAGAUGUAUUUUAAUGUUUUAUGACUAGCUAGGUUUCUUAGUAAACAGCCACCUGGAAUAUCAUGGCGAUCUUCUCCACGGUCAUAUCAUCCACUCGCAGACUAAGUCGCUGGCUCCCAUGCACGGAAAACAAUAAAGCUGGCCAUUGUAGACUGCGAGACUCAAUGGAAAGUUUGAAACGUCUUUAUAUGUAUUUUUUUAAAACCACGUGCCCUUUUCCUGGCAUUGGGGUUUUAUCUAAAUAUCACACAAACAAAACAAGCAACUGGAUUAUUCAGUA